This is a messenger RNA of Dermochelys coriacea (leatherback sea turtle), 3732 nucleotides long. RefSeq names its product DEAD-box helicase 41 (gene DDX41). Gene Ontology annotation, biological process: mRNA splicing, via spliceosome; positive regulation of MAPK cascade; cell surface receptor protein tyrosine kinase signaling pathway. Gene Ontology annotation, cellular component: cytoplasm; spliceosomal complex. The transcript has 5 exons. Bases 620 to 2302 code for a protein of 560 amino acids. NCBI's taxonomy places the organism in Eukaryota, Metazoa, Chordata, Testudines, Dermochelyidae. The record is from RefSeq and is a predicted model, not a curated record. Gene Ontology annotation, molecular function: zinc ion binding; RNA helicase activity; ATP binding.
CCAGCUUCUGGGAUGCACUGCUGCCUGUGGUGUGUGCUUGCUGGGCCAGGCAGGAGAGUUCCCCGGAGCCCAGCAGCCUUAGCAGCUGGUCCCGCUUCUUCCCAAGAGCAUCUUCUGCAGGCAGGUCCAUGUCCCUUCCCUCUGGGCUCAGGCAUGUCGUGAGGUGCCGUGCUGUGUGGGCCGUGGCCAGUGCUGCUCAGCCAGGCGCCGUGAUUCCCUGCUCGGAGAGGAAGUAUCGGUGCUAUGCUGCAAUGGCCCGUUACGUCAGCCAGUGUCAACAUGCAGGCAUGGGGCAAGCCAGGCCCCCAGCCUCUCACAGGCUCUGCAAAGCCCCUGAGCCCAGGGGAGCCAUGGCCAGAAGCAGGAGCCAGAGGCAAAGCCCAGCCCUCAUCAUGCGGGGCUGGGCCCAGUGGCACCUGCCGAAGGCCUGGGGUUCUGAGGGGCAGCUGUGCUGGCCCCUGGGUGGUGGCUCACCUCACACGAGUUGCUCUGGGCUGGAAGGGCCCUGAGGCACUGGCUGACCCUCUGCUGCGGGCCAGCCCAGUGUGGUUGCUGGCUGCGGAGGAGUUGGGCGGCGGGGCACCGUCUCCAGGCUUGACUGUCUGAACCCAGCAGCCUCAUGCAGGCUGCCGCUGUCUCUGCCAUGCUCGUUCUGACCCAUUGGUCUCCCUGGGGGACGUUGCUCCCCCACGCUGCCUGCCCCACACACCACAAAGGGGAAGUUACUGAGAAAGGAAGUCUCCCCGCACACUCACUCCGCUGCAGCGGCCACCACUCCCCAUUACUGGCACCGCUGCCUUCUGCACACAGCCCUGCCAGGUCGGCUGGGCCCAUGGAGACCCCCGUGAAGGCCGGGAUCCUCUAUGUCCAGCACUUGAAAUUUGGAAAGAAGUCCUGGAGGAAGGUGUGGGCGCAGCUCUUUGCCACCAACCCCUGUGGCAUUGCCCGGCUGGAGACAUGCGAAGUGCGGGACGAUGGCUCUGGGCCAGAAAAGGCAUCCCUGCGGAGGUGUGAGCGCCGGGUCAUCCGGCUCGCAGACUGCGUUUCUGUGGGGCCCGCUGAUGCCCACAGCUGCCCCAAGGAUACGGCUGCCUUCUGCCUGAACACCAUGGAGAAGAGCUACGUGCUGGCAGCCGAGCAGCGGGACGGGUGGAUAGCACAGCUCUGCCAGCUGGCCUUCCAGUGCACUAACGAGCCAGCACCUGGCAGCACCAGGGACCCCCCUGGACCCGAUCUCCACGUGGAGGAAAACACCCUCUACUCAUCCUGGCAGGACUUGAACGAGUUCCUGGUGCUGGUGCACAAGACGGAUGCCUCUGCCAGGUGUGGCCUGAGUGGGCACUAUCUGCUGGCUGCCUUGCCCAAGGGACUUGUGCUGAAGACCCCCCAGUCCCGCCAGUCCCUCCUCACCUGGCCCUACCCCUUCCUGCGCAAAUUUGGCCAUGACAAGGCCCUGUUCUCCUUCGAGGCUGGCCGCCGCUGCGACUCAGGUGAGGGCAUCUUCACCUUGGCCACCAGCCGGGCCACUGAGCUGUGCAACCUCGUCUCCGCAGCCAUCGCCCGCCAGAGCAGCAGCCUUCUGGGCAGGAGCAGCCCCCAAGCGCCGGAGCCUCUGGGCUCCAGGCAGGGAAUGGAGCCCAGGCUGUGGAGCUCCCAGAGCCUGGAGGAAGCACUGCCGCCCUGGGCCCUGGAGGGUGCAGGGAGGCCAUCCCUCCCUGUGGGGCUUUGUCCAGAGAGCGGACAGGCCCUGCCCUGCACCCUGGAGUCGGGGGGCUGUGCAGGGACAGGAGCUGAGCCCCCCAUCGUCUAUGCCUCCAUCCACAGAGGCCUGCAGCCCCUGCUCGAGCCCUGGGGAGAGGCCAAGAUGGAGCAGGGAGUGGCCAGGGCAUUCUGUGGGCAGGGGCUCCGGGUUUCGGAGCAUCUCUAUGAGAACCUCUACACGCUGGGCCGCUCCUGCUCCGUUGAGGGGGAGGGGUCCUCAUUCCUGGGCUCCAGGGGCUCCCCGGAAGGGAGCAGCACCGACCUGGCCCCCAUCUACGACAACAGCUGCAUGGUGUCCAAGCGCUGGAGCAGCCCCCUGGCUCCCAGCACAGGGCCCAGCCCCUCCCUGGAGGCCCAGUACAAGCAGCUGCUGGACCAGGAGGGGCAGGAGCGAGGCGAGGAGGGGGAGGAGGAUGCUCUAGUCAGUUCCCUCCCUAGGGCCACAGUUAACAGUGGCUUCAGGAAGCUAGUCACCCUCCUAAGCCACAAUGUAGCCCCCAAGGUGCCUGGCAAGAGCUCCAGCACCCUGGACAGGGCCUAGCCCCCCUGCUGGGCAGCUUCGGGCACAGGCUGGCGGUGAGGGUGGCAUGCAGCCUGCAGCUCCCCCUACACUGAGAUUCACCCUAGCCCUGAUCACACGGCUGGGUCAGCCAAGGCCAGCCCCUAGCUCUCCCCUGCCCUGCCUGAGCCCAAACCCCGGGAGAGAAGCUGGCCCAGGACUCCUGGGUUACUCGGGCAGGUGCCUGGGUGAAGCUCAGUCAUUCCAGCGGGAUGGUGGCUGCUCCCAAGCCUGGCAUAGGCUGACUUUGCCCUUGGCACCUGGGCCCCUCUGCAGGGACAGGGACAGAUUCUGCCCAGACCUGACCUUCCCCUUUGAAGGUGGGGGAGGGAGGGACUGAGCCAGCGUGGCCUCAUGGCCCUAUGCUGAGGGCAUUGUCAGGGCCUGGGGCUCUGUCGGGUGAAUGGGCAGUGCCCGGUGGGUAAUGGGGAGGGGUGACCCUGCCAGGAGGGUGGCCACAUGGCAGCUGCCUGGCACAGACUCCCCAGCCGUGCUCAAACGGCAGGGGAAGGUCGGAGUGUAGCUGGGGGCAACACUGGCGGGAGCAGUCGGGAGGCAGCCUGGGCUCCCUGUUCUAAUUGCUCCACUGCCCACAGCUAGCAGCCAGUGCACCCCAGGUGAGCUAGGAGCAGGCAGGCGGUGCUGGCGCUAACACUGCAGGGGAGAGUGGCCACCAGGGGCAGCCCAAUGUCCCGUCCCACCCUGGGUCCUGUCGGCUGCCAGGGGCCAGCGCCGGGCACUUCAGAGGGAGUGAACAGAACAGGGUGAGUGUGAGCAAUUCGUACCCUGGAUUCCAGCCCCAGGUGCUGGCAGUCAGAGGUUAGGGCACCUGGAGAGUGGGGUUGUGUCCCUGCCCAUCCUGGCUAACAGCCUUCAAUGGACCUGUCUGCCAUGAAUUUACCUAGUUCUUUUUUCAACCCUGGUAUAGUUUUGGCCUUCACAACAUCCUCUGGCAAAGAGUUCCCCAGGCUGACUGUGCGUUGUGUGAAUAAGUACUUCCUUUUGUUUGUUUUAAACUUACUGCCUGUAUGAGAAGUAAAUAACACGUCCCUAGUCACUCUCUCCACCCCAGCCAUCAUUUAUGGACCUCUCUCCUCUCCCCCUGAGUCCUCUCUUUUCCAAGCUAUGCAGUACCAGUCUUAUUAACCUCUCCCAUGGCAGCUGUUCCAGAUCCACAGAGGAGGUGUCCUGGGUGCCUCUGGCUGACUCCUUGCAGAGGAUGGGCCCCGGCCUUCAGUUGCCAGGAUACAGAGUGUCGGCCAUUGUCUGGGUCUAGGCAGCAUGACCCCUGCCCUCUGGGGUCUCUGUAAGGAUCACACACCAUUGUCCCAGCACUGAGAUACUUGUGCAACACAGAGGGGAAACUGAGGCACACACCAUGUUCAUACAAAACAUUAAAAAAGCUUCCCCUU